This is a messenger RNA of Cynoglossus semilaevis (tongue sole), 876 nucleotides long. It is a transcript of the gene msrb1a, whose product is annotated as methionine sulfoxide reductase B1a. Lineage: Eukaryota; Metazoa; Chordata; Actinopteri; Pleuronectiformes; Cynoglossidae. Gene Ontology annotation, molecular function: peptide-methionine (R)-S-oxide reductase activity. The transcript is spliced from 4 exons. The record is from RefSeq and is a predicted model, not a curated record. Gene Ontology annotation, cellular component: nucleus. Gene Ontology annotation, biological process: protein repair.
AUUUUGAAGGGCAGAAUCUCCGGAUGUUGCGCUAUUGACUUCCGUUGUUGAUUAGAGGAGCUCGAGGCUGUUUUUUAGUUUUCAAGUUUUCUUACAGGCUACAGCAAUGUCUUUUUGUUCAUUUUUCGGUGGAGAGGUUUUUAAAGACCAUUUUAAACCUGGGAUUUAUGUCUGCUCCAAAUGUGGUUACCAGCUGUUCUCCAGCCACUCCAAAUAUGACCACUCAUCUCCAUGGCCUGCCUUCACUGAGACCAUCCAUGAGGACAGUGUCUCCAAACACCAGGAGAGACCUGGUGCUUACAAGGUACUAUGUGGAAAAUGUGGAAAUGGACUGGGACAUGAGUUUGUCAAUGAUGGACCAAAAAAAGGACUGUCUCGCUUUUGAAUAUUCAGUAGCUCACUGAAGUUCAUCCCUAAAGAUAAGGUUGAUGGACAGUAAGGUGAGCCUGUGGAGAGACGGUUGCUGGAACCUCUAAAACGUUUCUUACUGCGGGUCAAAGUACGGUCAGCGAAUGAGGAGUUCUGGAACAAAGCCCAGUGUGGGAGAACCGGGACUCUGAUGAAUGGUGGCCUCACUGCGCAGCAAACAGAUACUUGUGGUCUCAGCACCAGUUAGCCUGCAAUAAAUACAAACUUUGUCUUUGAGCCAAGAUACCUCACAGAUCACACAUGAUUCUAUAAGAAGGCUGAAAAAUAAUUGCUGAGGAAAUAUAUAUUUUUGUAACAGCCUUUUAAAACUCAUCAUUUAAGUUUGGCUGUAUUUAAAUGUAUUUAUGAUUUUUCAGAUGAUUUUUAACAAUAAUAUCUACAGUGUUUUGAAAGUAAUAUUUUCACUGGAUAAACAGAGCUGAUAAUAAAAAUCUUGUGGUCAAACGA